Molecule: messenger RNA, 288 nt
Organism: Lactuca virosa
Lineage: Eukaryota; Viridiplantae; Streptophyta; Magnoliopsida; Asterales; Asteraceae
Source: the annotation of a GenBank genome assembly
AUGCUCUGUGAGAAUAUGGGUCGGCUUGUGGAUGUUUACCUUGCAGGAAGAAGAGACUCGUCGGGUUCCUUUUUUUCCUUUGUAAAAUUUGAUGAUGAAAAAAACACAAAGGCUAUCGAGAUAGCUCUUAAUGCAACUAAACAACGGAGAAGGAAGUUUUAUGUCAAUCUUGCCAAACAUCCCAGGAAGAAGGGACAUGUUGGUGUUGGUGGCGUCAGGAGGCCAUCUGAUUGCAGAGCCAAGCCCCUGUCUUGUGACAUCAUGCAACCAGAAAAGUUAGGGAUAUGA